GCCUGGUCAAGUGGACCCAACUGUGGUGACUGCAGAAAUGGCCGAUACAAUUACUAAAAAGUGUGAAGAGGAAUUGGAAGAAGCAGUCGCAUUCUUGGAAAAGUUGUUGUCUCUCCGGACAACAGGCGGGUUGAACAUACGGGUUCCUGCAUAUGAAAGUUUUACUAUUGUCAAAGCCGAGAUUUUAGACCCUGAACAUAAUCUGGAAAAGGGUGUAGUAGCCACUGUUGAUGACGUAUGCUGUCAGGUGUCAUACGAACUUGGAACAUAUCAUUUCUACAAGGAGAAUUACAAAAAGGCUGGGGAGCUUUUUGAAACUGCUCUCUCCCUCCAUCCAAAGGUGAGAUGCAGUGAAAAGAAAUUGGUAUGCCAUUUGGACAUGGAGCGACUAAAGGGCUUCUGUGUGGCAUGUCGUCCAGCUACCACCAAGAAAAUCACGUCCCCACUGGAAAAGCUGAAAGCUACUUUGCAUGGCAACUGCAAGGCAACAGUAUCUGUGCUUCUUGAGGACAAUGUGAAGCAAGAGAUUCCUCUGUGGGAAAGGGAACUUGCUGAAGUCGUUGUCCACCAACUUGCAGCCGGUACGGAGGUGGCUGCACAGGUGUCGCUCUGCAACUGCGUGCGCCGUGUAAUCGAUGGAGAGCUGUUUGUAUGCGGGGCUCAGGUGAACUUUGCAUCCCUUGACAAGGGCUGUGUCAUCUUCCUUAGUGAGGCACUGAAUGCUGUUAUCCCAACACUGAAUGAAAAACAAAUGGGCUUUUUGAAGAAUUUUGUAGGAUAUCUGUGCAAUGCCUCAGCGGAUGUAGCCAAAACACUUUCCUGCUCUGGUGUGAUGCAAAAGUACUUCCCAUUGGAUCAGGUUACCCCACCAGGUGAAAUACCACCAAAGAUUCCUCUAGAGAGGAUCUUCUUUUCUGCGGAAAACCCUGCCACAAAUAUAGGAAGGAUGGGGAGAGCACUUGUGGCUUCACAUGACCCAGAAGAGAUCGUCUCUCUUAUCAAAUUUUUCCAGGGUGUUUCACCUCCUGUUCGGUUGACAUCACUGUGCUCACAUUGGCAACUGACUAGAAACUUGCGGGAGUUUCAUCGGGGCCUCCCACAGCAGUGGCAAGAUCGCAUGUUUGUCCAUCUGGCAAAAGCCCUAGAGUUACGCUCCCUCAAGGUGAUUACUA
This is a messenger RNA of Rhipicephalus sanguineus (brown dog tick), 1172 nucleotides long. RefSeq lists its product as uncharacterized. The transcript has 10 exons. Gene Ontology annotation, cellular component: integrator complex. The record is from RefSeq and is a predicted model, not a curated record. Gene Ontology annotation, molecular function: protein binding. Gene Ontology annotation, biological process: snRNA 3'-end processing. The annotation marks the transcript as partial. Lineage: Eukaryota; Metazoa; Arthropoda; Arachnida; Ixodida; Ixodidae.